Messenger RNA from Phytophthora nicotianae INRA-310, 474 nucleotides. RefSeq lists its product as hypothetical. The record is from RefSeq and is a predicted model, not a curated record. The coding region runs from base 1 to 474 and encodes 157 amino acids. NCBI's taxonomy places the organism in Eukaryota, Oomycota, Peronosporomycetes, Peronosporales, Peronosporaceae. The transcript is spliced from 2 exons.
AUGCCAGAAUCGCGUCUCCGCGUGCCGUUCAAUUUCAACAGCGUGUCAGAGGAAGAGUCAGUGACUUUCUGCUUCACAAAAUCAGAGGAAGUGAUCCUAGUCGAGCUCAUGGGUUUGACUUACAUCACUACAAGAGAAAGGACCAAAGCCUCGGCUAUUAAGGGCAUCGUGUUGUAUCGGCUUACCGUUCCUCUGGCUCGUAUAGAGUGGGAAACUUUCCACCGCCUCGUGGCGGUGUCCGGUGAAGCCAUCGUCACAUCGCUGUUGCGCUCAGCGACUCCCGAUCAGCAGCGUCUCGCGGCACAAGCGUUCGCGGAACGCGAGCUCGCCGAUGCGAAUCGGCGAGUAUCAACUCCCUCGCGUUCCUCCAAGCACGACAUCUUGAAGUUUGAGACGUCGACCUACUCCGGCGUCGGCGGUGAUCGUCUUCCGCUGAACCGGUGGUUCCGGGAGAUUGAUAUUGCCAUCGCCUAG